This is a messenger RNA of Drosophila willistoni, 1590 nucleotides long. RefSeq names its product probable hydroxyacid-oxoacid transhydrogenase, mitochondrial (gene T3dh). Bases 181 to 1572 code for a protein of 463 amino acids. Gene Ontology annotation, molecular function: alcohol dehydrogenase (NAD+) activity; metal ion binding. The transcript is spliced from 6 exons. The record is from RefSeq and is a predicted model, not a curated record. Lineage: Eukaryota; Metazoa; Arthropoda; Insecta; Diptera; Drosophilidae. Gene Ontology annotation, cellular component: mitochondrion.
CCCAAAUCUUAGUGGGUCUUGUAAUGCAAAAUAAAUUAAAUCUAUGCUGGCACGAAAUUUUUGUUAAUAACUGUUAAUUAACAGUUUUAAAUUUUAUACAGAUAACAAGAAGAUCGUGGAAGUAUACAAAACAAUUCGCAAUAUUCCAAUCGCCAAGACAACAAGAAACACCUGUUGAAGAUGUCGCGGAAGAAUGUUUUACGUUUGAUCAAUACGAUCGUAAACAAUUCAUGCAAAUGCCCCGCCCACUCACAAGGCUAUGGAUCUUCAACGAUAGCCACUCAGACAGGCAAAAAAGAGUAUGCCUUUGAGAUGUCUGCUUCUACAGUGCGCUUUGGACCGGGGGUAAGUGCCGAAGUCGGCGCCGAUUUACGUAAUCGAGGAGCCAAGAAGGUUUGUCUGGUGACAGAUAAGAAUGUGAUCAAACUGCCCUCGGUCAAAGUGGCCCUUGACUCACUGAUCCGUCAUGGCAUUCAAUAUGAAGUGUACGAUGAGACACGAGUAGAGCCCACAGAUGAGAGCUUCUGGCAUGCGGCGGAAUUCGCAAGAAAAAAUAAUUUCGAUGCUUUUCUAACCAUUGGAGGAGGAUCAUCAAUUGAUACAGCAAAAGCUGCCAAUUUGUAUUGCAGUGAUCCUCAGGCAGAGUUUUUGGACUACGUCAAUGCUCCAAUUGGCAAGGCCAAAGAGAUAUCAGUUCAGCUAAAGCCGUUGAUUGCCAUGCCAACUACUUCGGGCACAGGAUCAGAGACCACUGGAGUGGCCAUAUUUGAUUAUAAACGUUUGCAUUGCAAGACUGGAAUAUCUAGCAAAUAUCUUAAGCCUACUUUGGCUAUCAUUGAUCCUUUGCACACGUUAAGUCAACCUGAGCGUGUGAUGGCCUUUGCCGGGUUUGAUGUCUUCUGUCAUGCUUUGGAGAGCUUUACGGCUGUGGACUAUCGGGAACGUGGCCCAGCACCUAGUGAUCCUAGUCUACGUCCUACUUAUCAGGGCAGAAAUCCCGUAUCGGAUGUUUGGGCACGAUUUGCUUUGGAAGAGAUACGCAAACACUUUAUAGACGCCAUCUAUCAGCCGGAUAAUGUGAAGGCACGCACACAAAUGCAUUUGGCAUCGACCAUGGCUGGCGUGGGCUUUGGUAAUGCUGGAGUCCAUCUCUGUCAUGGAUUGUCGUAUCCCAUAUCGGGCAAUGUCAGGGAUUACAAGCCCGCUGGCUAUAACAAAGAUCAUGCAAUCAUUCCCCAUGGUCUUUCGGUGGUCAUAAGUGCUCCGGCUGUGUUUGAGUUCACUGCACCCGCCUGCCCUGAGCGCCAUUUGGAGGCUGCCCAGCUUUUGGGCGCGGAGAUAAAAGGUGUAAGGGCCGCUGAUGCCGGACGACUUUUGGCGGACACUGUGCGUGGCUAUAUGCAAAAGGCGGGUAUUGAAAAUGGCCUCCGUGAAUUGGGCUUCUCGAGCAGCGAUGUACCCAAACUAGUUGAGGGAGCCCUGCCCCAGGAGAGGAUCACCAAAUUGGCACCACGCCCCCAGACUCAUGAGAAUUUAGCUCAACUUUAUGAGAAUUCCAUGGUGGUUUAUUAAAAUAAAAGUGAAAAAUCA